UUCAAGAUGGUAGCCACAAUUUUCUUUCAACUUGUCUUGGUGGGGCUACUAGCCCUAUCAACAGAAGCAAACGACGAUUGCGAUGACGUUAUCGUGAAUUGUUUCGUAAACCCCUGUGAUUAUUCCGUGUGUUCCGCUAACCCUGAUGCUGAGUGCCGAUCAAACUACUGCGGCGGAUGUAACGCUGAUUUUUACGUUGAUGACGUCCAAGUGAACUGUUCUGCAUGCCCCGAGGGUAUGACCUUUAACGAGUGCGGCUCAGGUUGUGGUCCGUCCAGCUGUGAUAACCUUUCCAAUGAUAUCUGUCCUCUGUUCUGUUUUGCUGGGUGCUUCUGUCCAGAAGGACUGGUCAAGGAUCGAGAUGGCGGAGACCACUGCAUACCCUUGGAUCAGUGCCAAGACGAUUGCGAUGACGUUAUCGUGAAUUGUGUCGUAAAUCCCUGUGAAGUUUCCGUGUGUUCCGCUUAUCCUGAUGCUGAGUGCCGAUCAAACUACUGCGGCGGAUGUAACGCUGAUUUUUACGUUGAUGACGUCCAAGUGAACUGUUCUGCAUGCCCCGAGGGUAUGACCUUUAACGAGUGCGGCUCAGGUUGUGGUCCGUCCAGCUGUGAUAACCUUUCCAAUGAUAUCUGUCCUCUGUUCUGUUUUGCUGGGUGCUUCUGUCCAGAAGGACUGGUCAAGGAUCGAGAUGGCGGAGACCACUGCAUACCCUUGGAUCAGUGCCAAGAAAGUUGUGAGGGUGAAGGCGAGUUCUUCAAUGACUGUGGCUCGCCUUGUGGUGAGCCUUCAUGUGACGAGAGAGACAGAGGAAAAGGAGAAUGCAUAGAGAGUUGUCAACCUGGAUGCUUCUGUGACAGCGCCAAUGGAUUCAUCCGCGAUGAGAACAAUCGAUGUAUUCAGGAAAAUGAAUGUCCACCACCAAGAUGUGAUGGUGAAGGCGAGUUCUUCAAUGCAUGUGGUUCAGCUUGUGGUGUGGAGCCUUCGUGUGACGAGAGAAACGGGGGAGUACAAUUAAUCUGCAUUACGGUUUGUCAACCUGGAUGCUUCUGUGACCGCGCCAAUGGAUUCAUCCGCGAUGAGAACAAUCGAUGUAUUCAAGAAAAUGAAUGUCCACCACCAAGAUGUGAUGGUGAAGGCGAGUUCUUCAAUGACUGUGGCUCGCCUUGUGGUGAGCCUUCGUGUGACGAGAGAGAUAGAGGAAAAGGAGUCUGCAUUAAGAGGUGUCAACCUGGAUGCUUCUGUGACAGCGCCAAUGGAUUCAUCCGCGAUCAGAGCAAUCGAUGUAUUCAAGAAGAGCGAUGUCCACCUCCUGGCCAAUGUACCAACGAAGGAGAAGUGUAUAGGGUAUGCAGUUCUCAUUGCGGAGAAGCAACAUGUGAGGGCGUUCCACAGGUUCGCUGUGCAAAUCUGUGCCUAUCACUGUGUCUCUGCGACAACGAUAACGGUUACGUCAGAGGACCAAACGGUGACUGUAUCCUUCUAAGCAACUGUCCACGUAAUCACUAUUUUAAUAUUUUAUAUUAUAAAAUUGUUUAG
Strongylocentrotus purpuratus (purple sea urchin) is the source of this 1536-nucleotide messenger RNA. RefSeq names its product tenascin-like. The coding region runs from base 7 to 1536 and encodes 509 amino acids. The record is from RefSeq and is a predicted model, not a curated record. The transcript is spliced from 9 exons. Lineage: Eukaryota; Metazoa; Echinodermata; Echinoidea; Camarodonta; Strongylocentrotidae.